UGAGUGUUUUCGUUUCUUCGAAUUACGUGUUUGAAGAUAAAUUCGAUUAAUUUUUGACCGUACCCCCCAGCAAUCAUUGCUGAUACACAGGGAAUCCCCUGCCUUUCUGAACAAGACUCGACACUUAGUCGUGGGAGCUUUGUUUUGUGUUCACCGGGCCUAUAGUGGUUGGUUUACUUUACUGAAUAUUGACAGAAAACGAUCGGCAAUAACCCCGAUAUUAAGUGAAAACGGAUAAAGAAGAGUUGCCGAAUACAUGAAUAUCAUCAUCUGUUGGUUUUAUUGGUAUCUUUAUAUUUUUUUUCGCGUUUGAAAAUUCGACACGUCAGGUACAUAUUUGACAUGAGGGGUACCAUUUGCAUGAGAGCGACGGCUCCGGCCCAACAUCGCUCGGAGAUUUUUUUCACUUAAUCAAAACAGCUUGUCUGACGAAAUGAACAGGGUUAAAGUUUAGUUUGCAGGAUGCUGUAGCUGUUGCCUGUCGUUGCAUCAGCCAGGCCUGCACUGCAGGAUGGUUUUUUUAAAAAAUGCAGUUUCAUAUGAUUGCAUCAUCAAACCAUUCAAAUAAACAUUACCACAGUUUGAAAGUACAUAAAUAGUUCGAGUGAUGCUGCUUCAGCGAACAUUUGCUAUGGAGCUUGUGGCGCAGAGCACAGAGCAACAAGUUAAGUCUCCUGAAGUCGAGCUUCAAAACAAGCUUGAACAAAGGAUAUGAAAACGAAAAAAAAAACAGAGCAACGACAACACCUUCGUCUUCGUUUUGGCUAAAACGUUGUGGGUUAGAGCAAUGGGAAAGGUAGAAGGAAAUACAGAAACGGAGGCAUAUGAAAAUGGAGUAACAAGGAUUCGAUGUCAAACUUUCCAUUUCUAAAAAGAGUUUUUCAAGCGCAUUGACCUAUCAGCAUCUGGACCUCCUGCUAGCUGAUUCGCCCAUAAAGUGCUAAAACGUGUCACGCAAGUCAAAAUGCUGACUAUAAAAACACUCGAUGAGCUUUUUCAUCGAGAAAUUCCUUCACACACUACCGUGUCGGCUUUAUCCGUGCCCAUGGAAUGCUGGGAAAAGGAGAUUCAUAAUCUCGUACCAAUGCUCAUGUCUGACGUAAUCGAUGCCCUGCUUGUUGACGACAGCCAAGUACAGGCAUUGGCUGAAAUGGCUACAGAAGAGGUUGGGAGAAUUUUAGAGGACAAAAUAGGAAGUCAUUUCGUUUGUCAUGGUAGAAAGAUUAAGGUCAAUGAAGUAUUUAAGUGUGAUUUUGUGAAAAACAAAAUUUGUCCUGCUAAGAAACAAGAGAAAGAAUUGAUGAGGACGAUGCGGGCAUUAAACGACAUAUUGCGCAAGGUAAUUCGUCUGUAUGAACGCUUCCCUGAGGUGGAAGAUGUGCUUCAAAAUGCAAUACAAACAAUUGGAAGGCACAAGAUAGAAAGAGGUUCAGCACAGGCACCUCUUGCCGAAUACCAAAUUAGAGAGAGAAAACGGAAGCUUGAAUCAGGAAUCAGGCAUGUUAUUCAUAAUCCAGAUGAAUCAGUUAAAAGGAGAAGAAAUAAGAUAAUGCGAAGGUGCUUAGAUCAGUUAUCGAAACAAAUGGUAACUUUUGAAAAUGAGGAUAAGGCCAGUUCAAGUGAAGAAGAAACCACUUUUAAGAGUAUGAAAUGCUAUAUUUGCAAAAAAUACUUUGCGCUACAUCAACACGGAGAAAAUAAACAGCACUUUUGCACAACCUGCUGGAGAUUUAACACGGAAAUGCGCCAUCAAAGAUCCGACUUAAAAGGAAGAUACGCGAUAGUAACCGGAGGCAGAAUCAAGAUUGGGUUUCAAACGGCGCUAAAGUUGCUAAGAGAUGGCUGCUAUGUUGUCGUAACAACAAGGUUUCCAAAUAAUGCCGCUGCAAGAUACAGCGAUGAGACCGACUAUGAUGACUGGCAUCACCGCUUGAAAAUCUAUCCACUGGAUCUUCUAAAUAAUGCUUCUAUACUGCAAUUUAUAGACUACAUCAAUGCAGCACUUCCUUUCCUUGAUAUUCUUAUCAACAACGCUUCUCAAACAAUCAGCCGUCCAGGACGUUUUUACCAACAUCUAUUUCUUGGCGAGAACGUGCAGAGAAAAACUUUACCAAAAAGGCAAAGGAACAUAUUAGUGUCUGGGAUAAAGCUUCAGUAUCAAUAUAAUCAAGAGAAGCCGGGAUUGGGCUGUUCAAAUCAACAAAUGCAAACAAUUCUCGAAAAAACGGUGGCAAAGGAUUUGGAAAGUGGUAAGUUUGCAACUUUUAUAAACCGACGUGACACAGUGAAACCUACUUUGAGCGAGAAAGACGCAAGCAUGUACCCAACCGUAGAACUAAUCAGCACGCAACAACUCGAUGGUCCUUCAGAUUCGAAAGAUAGCUGCUUUCUGCAAGCAAUGCAUUGCAAAUCUGAAUUGCCAAUCGAACAUGGUGAUGUCACGAACUGUGAUGCUAUUUUCGAAACUUGCAAUGACCAUGAAAGUAAGCAACAAUGUUUAACGGUUCCGAAAUUCCACCAAAAGACCGAUAUUAAUACGGAGUUUCCAGCAGGAGUGUUGGAUUCCGAUGGACAACAGGUUGACUUGCGCAAAAUGAACAGCUGGGUUUAUACCGCUACCGAUGUGCCUUUCAAAGAAUUGCUUGAGGUGCUGACUAUAAACACUCUAGGUCCCUUUCUGUUAGUUACGAAGCUGAAAGACACAAUGAAGAAGAGCCCAAAUCAAGCCAAGUUCAUCGUAAAUGUUUCUGCAAUGGAAGGGCAGUUUGGUCGUAAAUACAAAACGAUGUUUCAUCCGCACACCAACAUGGCCAAAGCUGCUCUUAAUAUGCUGACCAGAACGAGUGGCUUAGAGUACGCUGUGGACAAUAUAUUUAUGACUGCGGUUGACACAGGAUGGGUGACAGACGAAAACCCAGUGAGUUCACUUCACUCGAAACAGAAUGAAACCCCACUGGACUGCGUGGAUGGUGCAGCGCGUGUUUAUCAUCCAAUUGUACAUGGACUAAAACAGAACUCAAAACCGUAUUUUGCAGUGUUCAUUAAAGACUAUAAACCAUAUCCGUGGUAAAAUGUUCUCAAAGUAAACCUCCUUUUCAAUAAAAAUACUGAAUGAGACUAUCUGAUAAACAUAUUUCUUCAUAUCUCUUUCAUAAAACAUUUUUACUAAAGACUUGUCGACACUGAUAGAAAAAGCUUGGAUUAUUCAUGCAUGACGACACGGUAUUUUGAAGUAGAAUAAAUAUUAUACUAAUAAAUGUAUGUAGUAUAAUCCAUAUAUCACGUUUUAUAAAUGUACUUGUUCCGAAAUAAACAGCCUAAUAUUUACGAAGUAAUGGUAACGUUAAGGAAUGGCAAAGGAAAUGUCGCUUCCUUUCCCUGUUCUUUACACGGUGCGUAGCUAGGCUGGUCUCACCCAUUUUUUCCGGAAAUACAUGCAACGCGGGGAACUGACAGUGUCAUUAGACAAUACUAAUUAAUGACGUAUUAUUUGCGCUCGUCAUGUGAUGACAUGUCAUGUUUAUCAAUAAAUUGGAAACCCAUGAUUGCUCUAGAUCAGAGAAUUGGAAAAUGAACUAGAGACAGGUCUGUUUCUGUUGUUCGUAUCUGCCCUGUCAUAACACACAGAACAGAAUAGUAUAUUUUGCAAGGAGCAGCAACUCAUCUAUAACCUUUUCGCAAUCAAAUUAUAUCGAUUAUUUGGUGCUUCAAAUCUAUAUCGACAUCUGAAAACAGUUGCCAGUUUUUUAAUCCCGCAUUCAAUUACUUUAGAAAAUUUUGUAAAAUUGUUAUGUAUUUCUUCGAUGAAGAAACGCAAAAUUUUGAGUAUUUGUUAUGAUUACUUCACUUUUAUAUAUAUAUAUAUUUUAAACAACGUCAGUGCAUUUAGUGAUUUUCAUCUAACAAGAAUUUUUAUGCGAAAAAUUUGUAUGAGGAAAGUUUCAUCUUAAAACUCCAUUUUACAUUGUUUCCUAAGUUACUUUUAAUUAGCUACAUAUUUUGUUUGAAAUGAUGAACGAAAAAAGGAAUGUAUUUUAGAACGUAAAGAUUGCAAUUUUGUGAUACGUUAUACAUAAUUAAGAACUAGGAUUAUAAUUAUCUGA
Molecule: messenger RNA, 4103 nt
Organism: Rhopilema esculentum
Lineage: Eukaryota; Metazoa; Cnidaria; Scyphozoa; Rhizostomeae; Rhizostomatidae
Source: RefSeq, a predicted model, not a curated record